Molecule: messenger RNA, 1757 nt
Organism: Durio zibethinus
Lineage: Eukaryota; Viridiplantae; Streptophyta; Magnoliopsida; Malvales; Malvaceae
Product: ACT domain-containing protein ACR10-like
Source: RefSeq, a predicted model, not a curated record
UCCUUGUUUUUUCUCUACGUCUCAACUCUCAACAACAAAUAAAUACCUAACAAAAGGGCGAGAAUUUGAAAAUCCCAUGCAAAGAAAAGAACAAGAGAAACAGAGGAAGAGAAAAUAUCUCUUCUCUUUUCUCAGUUGACAGUUCUGUCUUGUGUUUUGUUUCUGUUCACUGUUUCGGACGGAAACCCCAAUCCAUUUGUCUCAAAACUAAACAAGAACAUAAGUGAGAAGGCAAAGGCUAAAAGAAAGAAAAUUGGAAAGAGAGAGUGAGGAAAAAAACCCAUUUUUGGGAGCAAAAAAUUAUAGGAAACAGGGCAAAAACAGAGUAAAAGUGGAGAGAAAGUGAAGGAAAAAGAAGAAAAGGGGAAAGAUGGGCAUUUUAAGAGAAGAUGUUGUAGUGAUAAGUCCGGCAGAGAAAGCAGGGGAUCCCACUGUUAUAACAGUGAAUUGCCCUGAUAAAACCGGGCUAGGCUGUGAUUUGUGUAGGAUUAUUUUACUCUUUGGGUUAAGCAUUGCUAGAGGAGAUUUUUCAACAGAUGGGAAAUGGUGCUACGUAGUGCUUUGGGUGGUUGGGAACAUAAACACAAGGUGGGAUUUGCUGGAAAAAAGGCUACUAGAAGUGUGUCCAUCGUAUUUCUCGACAUCUGGGAUUGACUAUUACCGGCCUGCAAACCAGCAGCCAAAGAAAUUGGAUGUGUUUCUUCUGAAGUUUUGGUGUUCUUGUGAUAGGAAAGGACUAUUACAUGAUGUAACUCGGGUCCUUUUUGAGCUGGAGCUUACAAUAAAGAGAGUGAAGGUUUCUACUACUCCAGAUGGAAAAGUGAUGGACCUCUUUUUCAUCACUGAUACCAGGGAACUUCUUCAUAUGAAAGAACGUCAGGGUGAAACAAUUCUUCACUUGAAAACUGCACUAGGUGAUAUAUUGGAAAGUUGUGAGAUCGAAUCAGCUGGCCCAGAAAUAACUGCAUGUUCACAAGGCACUUCAUUCCUUCCUUCUGCAAUCACCGAAGACAUGUUCAGUUUAGAGCUGCUUGCACGAUAUCCCAGUGGAUUACUUACUUCAAACCCUAUAUCGAUUACAGUGGACAACAACCUUAGCCCCUCCCACACGCUUAUUCAAGUCCUCUGCCAGGAUCACAAAGGUCUAAUUUAUGAUAUCAUGAGAACCCUAAAGGACUACAACAUCCAGGUUUCUUAUGGACGAUUCUUUGCAAACCAAAAAGGUGGCUGUGAGUUGGACUUGUUCAUAGUGCAAGCCGAUGGUAAGAAGAUUGUUGACCGCAAUAAGCAAAAUGCAUUAUGCUCUCGUUUGAGGAUGGAGCUUUGGCGUCCUCUUAGAGUGGCUGUGGUAAGCCGGGGCCCUGAUACUGAGCUACUAGUAGCAAACCCUGUUGAAUUGUCUGGCAGAGGCCGGCCUCUUGUUUUCCAUGACAUAACCCUUGCUCUCAAGAAUCUUAGCAUCCAGAUCUUUUCGGUUGAGAUAGGGAGACACAUGAUCUGCGAUCGGGAAUGGGAAGUAUAUAGGAUCCUACUCGACGAAGGAGAUAGUAUUCGUGUUCCCGGGAAUAUGAUCGAAGAGGGUGUUAGAAAAAUAUUAAUGGGUUGGGAAUAGUUUAAGAUCACUAACCGUGUCAAAAGGCCUCUAAGGUCUCCACAGUCACUGUACAGCACAUCUUUUUUUUUUUUGUUUGUCUUUUGACUAGAUACCAACUGUAAAUUGUAAAGUUGCCUUAAAAGGAAAAUGAAAAGAUGUUUGA